This is a messenger RNA of Pungitius pungitius (ninespine stickleback), 3534 nucleotides long. RefSeq names its product choline dehydrogenase (gene chdh). Bases 136 to 2040 code for a protein of 634 amino acids. The transcript is spliced from 10 exons. The record is from RefSeq and is a predicted model, not a curated record. Gene Ontology annotation, cellular component: mitochondrial inner membrane. Lineage: Eukaryota; Metazoa; Chordata; Actinopteri; Perciformes; Gasterosteidae. Gene Ontology annotation, molecular function: choline dehydrogenase activity; flavin adenine dinucleotide binding.
AGCCCCGCCCACCGCGGUCCCCUUUUGGGUGCUGGAGCCUGCACGGUUAGUUUCUCCAAAAGUCCCACGCUCGUAGGCUCCAGUUCCACUGUGUAAAAAAAAAGAAAAGUGAAUGAAGAAAACCCUCCCAGAACCAUGAUGUUGUCUCUGGUCACGUCGGGCCAAACGGCGGCCCGGCGAAUUGUCACUGCGACCCGGGGGAGGCUUGUGAGGGAUGGCAGGUGUUUGCUUACCUAUUUGCCAGAGUUUGCCCUCAGGACCAAAAAUACGGGCCGGUCCUUUUCCCAAUCCUUCUUCAACCAUUACAGAUGCUUCAGUGCCACAGCUGCUAACCGGAGCGGUUCAUCACCUACAGCCAGUCAGAACACACCGUCCUACAGUUAUGUCAUCGUUGGGGCAGGGUCGGCGGGCUGCGUCCUCGCCAACCGUCUCAGUGAGGACCGCCAUGAGUCUGUGCUGCUGCUGGAGGCUGGGCCCAAGGACAUGUUGCUAGGCAACGUACAGCUGUCGUGGAAGAUCCACAUGCCAGCUGCGUUGAUCUACAACCUCUGUGAUGACAAGUAUAACUGGUACUACCACACUUUACCCCAGGCUCACAUGGGCGAGCGGGUGAUGUACUGGCCGAGGGGCCGCGUCUGGGGCGGGUCCUCUUCACUCAACGCCAUGGUGUACAUCCGCGGACACGCAGAAGACUACAACCGCUGGCAAAGGGAGGGGGCCGAAGGCUGGGAUUACGAACACUGUCUGCCUUACUUUAAGAAAGCUCAGUGUCAUGAGCUGGGUGAAAACAGGUACCGGGGAGGCAGCGGACCUCUUCAUGUGUCAAGAGGGAAGACCAACCAUCCCCUUCACCGAGCUUUUAUUGAGGCAGGGCAGCAGGCGGGAUACCCUUUCACGGAUGACAUGAACGGGCAGCAACAGGAAGGCUUGGGCUGGAUGGACAUGACCGUCUAUAAAGGAAAGAGGUGGAGCACAGCCAGCGCCUAUCUGAGACCCGCCCUGAGUCGACCCAACCUGAAGGCAGAGGUGCGCUGCCUGACCACCAAGAUCCUGUUUGAUGGCAACCGGGCUGUGGGUGUAGAAUACACACAAAAAGGACAGACGAAAAGGGUUUUUGCAGAUAAAGAGGUGAUUAUAAGCGGAGGAGCUAUUAACUCUCCUCAGCUUCUCAUGCUGUCUGGGGUGGGAAACGCUGAUGACCUGAAACCACUUGGUAUCUCUGUGGUUCAGCACCUACCAGGUGUUGGCAGUAACCUGCAGGAUCAUUUGGAGUUGUACAUUCAGCAUCAGUGCACUCAGCCCAUCACCCUGUACAAGGCCCAGAAUCCUUUCCACAUGGUCAAGAUUGGCCUGGAGUGGCUCACUCAGUUCACUGGUUACGGAGCGACGUCCCACCUGGAGAGCGGCGGGUUUAUCCGCAGUCGACCACACGUCCCACACCCUGACAUCCAGUUUCACUUCCUGCCCACGCAGGUCAUCGACCACGGUCGGGUUGCCUCCAAAAUCGAGGCGUAUCAGGUCCAUGUUGGGCCGAUGAGGAGCACCAGUACGGGCUGGAUAAAGCUGAAGAGCGCCAACCCUCUGGAUCACCCGAUUCUCCAGCCGAACUACCUCUCCACGGACAUUGAUGUGUGGGAGUUCAGGGAAAGUGUCAAACUCUCUAGAGAGAUUUUUACUCAGAAGGCCUUCGACCCCUUCCGGGGUCCAGAAGUCCUGCCUGGUCCUCACGUCCAGUCCGACGCCGAAAUCGACGCUUUUGUUCGAGAAAAAGCUGACACCGCUUACCAUCCGUCCUGCACCUGCAAGAUGGGGUCGCCAUCCGAUCCGAUGGCUGUCGUCGAUUCCGGCGCUCGCGUUCUCGGGCUGGAGAACCUGCGCGUGGUCGACGCCUCUAUCAUGCCCAGCAUCGUCAGCGGCAACCUGAACGCUCCGACCAUCAUGAUGGCAGAAAAGGCUGCUGACAUCAUCAGAAGUCGCCCGGCUCUCGUUGACCCGGGGGCUCCCGUGUACCGACCUCCGACACUCGACACGCAGCGCUGAACAGGGGGGGGAAAGAAGGGUAAAAACAUAAUGAUCAGCAUUGCAUUAUACCGUGUUAGGUACAUCUGUUUUGAUGAAUAAUGUUGUGUUGUCUUGUUAACACACCUGAUUUAGGGCUGGUCUAUGUUUUUUAUAUUGAAAACCAUAAUUGUUUGCUGAUUUUACCCGUUUACAUGUACAAUUUAGUUCUUCACUAUUGCACUUGAUGUCUUGACGAGGAUACAGUGGCACUUUGUUUUUUUAAUAAUGAUUUUAGCCUAAUUUCCUUUGUAAAUGGCAGAUAUCUUUUAUAAGCUUGAAGCCAAUGUGAUAACUCCCUAAAGGCUCUGACUGAAAGCUCCAGCUGAGUACUGCUGCUGCUGCUGCUGCAGGAGGACUGGACUUAUAUAAGAAUUCAGUCUAAAGGAAUUCUGAGUCUAUUCAUCACUAGAAAGAUGUUAUCAGCGGGAAACAGUUCUAAUCAGAUGACACUAAUGUAAAACGGGUUUUGUAGCAGACUUGGCAGGAUUGGACUUGUAUUAUUAACUAUUUCAGGUCUGGCAGCUGUUUAAUCGUAGUAGGAGUACCAGCAAAUGAUUAUUCAGCAUAUCUGGCAAGCGUGGUGCCAAAAUACUUUUAAUAUAAAUUUUAGACACAAAAAGAGCUGCCACAGUCACUUGUGUUCAUACUUUCUUUCUAAUUGUAUUGUGGAUGUUCACAAAUAAUAUUUUGACGUUAUUCAUGUAUAACGGACCGGAUCACCACCUGAGCCUGUAAAAUCCUUCUGUUUUUAUCUGUGUGUGAAUCACUGCAGCUUCUUAAUGAUUAGGUGUGUUUACGCAGUUCCAGCAGGACUCAUGCACAUCUAUGUUGAGUACGUUUAAGAAUCAGCCUCACUCAACAAUCAUUCAUUUCAAUUGAAGUAUAGGUCUGUAUAGGUGCUAGAAUGAAUACAAAUGACUAAACUUUGCACUACACUAUUAAGUAUCUUCAACAAUUAUUGUUCACAUGAAACAGCGUGUGUUGUAUUGCAUGAAUCUAAUGACUUGAUGAUGAUUGAGAAGUUCUUCCAGCCUCUAUGCCUUUAAUGUUUCUACCUUAAAUUGUAAACAAACACUAGAAACUGCCCUGACUUCGUCCUCAUGACUUUAUUCGGUGAUCCUUAUAAAACGUUUCAACAGGUUCUUUGUCAAGAAACAAAAUGUACAAAACAGGGAUUUUGUUUUCCUUUGGUACAAAAUCUACAUGAUACUAGUACUUGUGCUACAGAGUAGAUAGCUAUAUAUCUUUUUAAUUUCCAUACAACAAAUGGGUAGAAAGAGGAAGUUUUUACAAACACUAUACAGAUUGUAUACAUUGUUAUUAUUUGAUAGAAAUGUGUUAAGCAGUGGAACAGUAAAAGUCUUAUUUGGGUGCUUGCACUGUGACUAGGCAGCGGAUGAUAACUGUUACUUAAACUCCGCUGGCCUUUACUGACUCAAAAAUAAAUCUGGACUAUACGGUCAUGUUGGUCAA